Molecule: messenger RNA, 3281 nt
Organism: Quercus robur (English oak)
Lineage: Eukaryota; Viridiplantae; Streptophyta; Magnoliopsida; Fagales; Fagaceae
Product: putative disease resistance protein At1g50180
Exons: 3
Coding region: 375-3029 (884 amino acids)
Biological process (GO): defense response to other organism
Molecular function (GO): ADP binding
Source: RefSeq, a predicted model, not a curated record
CCCUCAUCUCUCACCUCUGUCUCUCUCUCUCUCUGCUCAUCUUCUUUUUCCACUUUCCUCUUUCCUCUUUCUCAUCUACCAGUCUUCCUCCACCAAACAGAUGCUUCUAGUUCAUGCCUUCAACGAACUUUUUCUCUCACUCUCUCUCUCUUAAUUUUUUUAAAUUCUAGUUUAAUCCAACUUGAUGCUUUCUUAAAGUGCGGGCAUUCGCUCAUCUUCAGAUGGUACACCCACUUGCCGUGAUGUUAGGUGAAUAUCUUGCGACCUAAGGGCAGGGUUGACUGAAAUCAUACAUACAGAGAGUGCCAAUUCUAGCAAAGUUUUCACAGAUUAUCCUCCAAAGCUCCAAUUCAUCUUCUUUUCGGUGAAGCGAAAUGGCUGAGGCUGUUGUUUCGGGUGUCGUGACAAGGAUAGGUGACUUACUCGUACAAGAACAAAAAUUAUUGUCCGGGCUGGGUAACCAAGUUGAGCGGCUACAAAUUGAGCUCAAUCUGAUGCAAGGCUUUUUAAAAGAUGCAGAUGUGAGGCAAGAUGAAUCAGAGAGUGUAAGACUGUGUGUUGCUAAAAUAAGAGAUCUUGUUUAUGAUGUCGAUGAUAUCAUUGGGAUGUAUAUCUUCAAAGCUUCUUCCGAGAGGGGAGGACUCAUACAAAAAAUCCUCAAGAGGUGUGGUUGCAUCUUGUAUGAAGGAAUUUCAGUCCACAAGGCUGGGUCAUUAAUUUCAAAUAUCACAGCAAAAAUUUAUAGUUUGAAAUGCAUUUUGCAAAACUGUGGGAUAAGAAGAUCAAUAAUAAGAGUAGGUGGGCCGAAUUUUUUGGAAGAGAGUCAAAGGGAAACUUAUUCUCAUCCUGAACAUGAAGUUGUUGGGCUUGAAGAUAAUGUAAAAGAAUUGGUAGAGUUUUUGCUGAAAGAAGAGGAAGGCAAUAGAGUUGCUUCCAUAUGUGGUAUGGGUGGUCUGGGAAAGACCACUCUCGCCAGGAUGGUUUAUAAUCACCCAAAAGUCAAGCAACACUUUGACUGCACCGCUUGGGUGUACAUCUCACAGCACUUUCAAAGAAGACAUGUUUGGGAACAAAUUCUAUUGAGCCUUCAGUCUCUAUCAAGAGAGGAAAGGGAUGAAAUUCCACCAUUGACAGAUGCAGAGCUCGCUGAUAAACUUUGUCAAGUUCAAAGGGAGCGAAAGUGUUUGGUUGUCCUAGAUGAUAUAUGGAGUGUUGAGAGUUGGAACGUUAUAUGUGAUGCCUUUCGUUGGAAGGAUGCUAAUAGCAAAAUAUUGUUGACCUCCCGUAAUAUGGAUGUGAUUUCGCAUAUAGAUCCCAAAGGUUUCAUGCAUAGACUGCCGCUUUUAAAUCUUGAAAAGAGUCGGGUUUUGUUUGAGAAGAUGGCAAUAUCUUGGAGACAAGACUCUGAAAUAAAGUUUAGGAUGAUCAAUUUAGGGAGGGAAAUGGUUGAAUAUUGUGGGGGUUUACCCCUUGCUAUCACGACAUUAGGAGGCCUUUUAGCUGUUAAGCAGACUGAAGAAGAAUGGGAGGAUGUGCUUAAAAAUGUUAAAUCAUUCCUCUAUGUGCAAGACCUACGAAUCACCACAUGCUUGGCUUUAAGUUAUAAUGAUUUGCCUGGUCACUUGAAAUUAUGCUUUCUAUAUCUAGGUCAUUUUCCAGAAGAUUUUGAGAUACCAACAAAGGAAUUGAUUCGGAUGUGGAUGGGAGAAGGUUUUAUAUCGCAAAGUCAGCACGAAGAAGGAAGAGAGGAUACAAUGGAGGAUGUGGGAGAGCGAUAUUUCAGGGAACUAGUACAGAGGAGUAUGGUACAGGUGGGAAAAAUUGGCUCACUUGGAAGGAUCAAAACUUGUCGAAUCCAUGAUCUUAUGCGAGACUUUUGCGUAUCAAAAGCCCAAAAUGAAAAUUUUCUCCAAAUCAUGAACAUUCAUUCCAUGGAAGCAAGUGAAAUGCAUCAUGAAAAAAUUCGAAGACUUGCUAUUAUUUGGAAGCAACAUGAUCUCGAUCCAUUGCUUCCCUUGAUGUUAUCCAAGAACUAUCACUUCCUUAGGUCUCUUUUAUGCUUUCAACCUCAUGUUUUAGACAGUGUUACAUCUAUGUUCAAGAACUUCAAAUUGCUUAGUGUCUUAAAUCUAGAGAAUUGUUCCACCUAUUCUGGAGACUUACCUGAAGACAUUGGAUGUCUCAACCUCUUGAAAUUCUUCUCUCUGAAAAAUAGCAAUAUACGUAGCUUGCCCUCAUCUCUAGGAAAUUUGAAGUUGUUGCAGACGGUAGAUGUGCGAUGUUGGGAAUACAAUUUCCCUGUGAAAGUUCCAAAUGUGUUUAAGAAGAUGGUACAGUUAAGGCAUCUUUAUCUACCCAAAGAGUAUAGGGUAAAUGAGAAAUUGGAACUAGCUGAUCUUUGUUGUUUGCUGACAUUGGUGAAUGUUGAGCUCAAAACCAUCCAAAUGUCCACAAGUUUCAAAUUCAGCCGUCUUCAGGUCCUUGGCAUGCAGGUGCAGACUGAUAAUAAUGAAUGGGCCAAUGAUGCAAUACAAAUACUAAUAUCAAGUUGUCCUCGUGUAUAUAAGCUAAAUCUAUAUUUCUCAAUAAAGAAGCUUCCAGAAGCUUCCCAAUUCUCUCCAAAACUUGCCAAGUUGACCUUAAAUGGGUCUCUACUUGAAGAAGACCCGAUGACAAUGUUAGAGAAAUUGCCCAACUUAAAAGUCCUCUGUCUUUUUAAUAACGCUUUUGCAGGGAAGAAUAUGGUCUGUUCUGAACGAGGAUUUCCUUUACUUCAAUUUCUUGUAGUUUCUGAAUUAAAAAACCUAGAGGAGUGGCAGGUGGAGGAAGGAGCCAUGCCCAAUCUCCAUCAUUUGAAAAUUGAAAAUUGCAGUAGGUUGAAGACGAUUCCAGAUGGACUGAGAUUCAUCACAAACCUCCAGGAAUUGGAGAUCAAAUGCAUGCCACAGCCAUUCGAAGACAUGCUUUCUGACAAAUUCAAACAUGUCGGUGUCCUUGUAUUUCAAGGCGGUAAUGAUAAGCAUUAUUAGCUAACAAGGUAAAAUCAUUCACGGAGCAAAGGUUUAUACUCUUCUUCAACUCAUAAAAAAUCAACAAAUUGCUCUCAACUUGUACGAGUUUGUGUUAGUUAUAAAAUUUGAAGGAUUUGAUUGCAUGGACUCAUUAAAUAGAUACUUUGAUGCCUAUGUGUAAUGGUGUAAAGAAUUGUUUGUUAGGUGAUGCUACUCUGUGUUGUACUAUUUUGUUUGGUGGUUUGUUUGCAAUGUGGUGUGUUUGUUUUA